AUGGCUUUGUUUCUUGCUUCGUCCUCACGUAAUUCAGACUUAGAGCGAAAGAAAACGGAUAAAGAUGAACGAAAAGAACAAUUUGAGGAUAAGGAGAAUCCAAGUGCAGAGGAAAUCUUAAAACGAAUCAAAGAAUGUUGUGGAGAAGCAGUGGGGAAAGCGUUUGAAGGUACGAACGUUGCUUUUAUUUUCGGCGGGAAACGGCCCAGAAUGCUACAAACCUUCCAAGUUUCUCUCUUUUUUAGUUUUCUUUUACUUUUUGGCGUGCUUUUAUUGAACAACAACAAUCUGUGGUACUUUGCAUUGGCGAAGACUUGAACAAUAUUACAUUAAUAUUUCCUAGCAAAUGUAAAGUUUACUUGUUUAUUCCAUGGCCGUCCAUUUUGCCUACAUACUGAACUUUUGCUAGAAAAAAAGUUUCAUGAAGUCGAGAGGUUGAGGUUUAAAGCUUACUUCUCCUUUUCUUUGAAUUAAAUGUAAAAUCUCUUUUAUUUUAUAUACCCGUUCCAAGCACUGACUUGAUUGAGAAUAAAAAAACUGUCUCGCACGAUACAUGUCUUGAAUAUGUAAAACUGGCAGAAGUGCAGGUCAUAGCUUUCUAGGUUUUCAUCUCAGCUAAUAUAUAAGCUUAUGAUAUAUAAUACACUAAAAAUAUUUUUGUAUGUUACUGGUACAUAACAUCCUAAACUGGUCAAAGCCCUGUUUUCUUCCCUUUGGAUUAUUAUUAUUUUUUUAACAUUGAAGGUUAAAGGUUUUUGAUUUGCAUUACUGAUUUUAAAAUUGCAGGACAGUGGCGAUAUUGGUAGCUUUGGAUCACCACUUUCACCAGAUAACUCUGAAAACGAAAAAGGAGGCCCACCACCUUCUCAGGCUAGUACUGCAGAGGGCGGUAGCAGUAUUCAGUUGUCACCAAAACUUUGCAAGAUGAUUGUGAGAUUUAUAUGUGGAAGUGUUUUGGGUGGACAGGAGAUCUCAAAGCUGCUGAAGAAGAGAUUCUCUGUCACACCUAGAAAUCUCACGCCCCUCACACUAUCUCAACUGUUGGAAGUGGUGUCCAAGAAGCCAGCAAGGCACAAGUAUGUGGAAAUCCCUGAUGAACCUGUUGAUCCUAGGCAGCUGAAGAUGGCUAUGAUAAAAGUGAACAAGGAGACUGAAACAAGUUACCUUUCAUCACUUUAA
This is a messenger RNA of Porites lobata, 1179 nucleotides long. NCBI's taxonomy places the organism in Eukaryota, Metazoa, Cnidaria, Anthozoa, Scleractinia, Poritidae. The record is from the annotation of a GenBank genome assembly.